AUGUACUGGAGGGGAGCUGUGACGAGUUUUGUGAGGGGCAUGUCACGCCACCGCCAUCGCGCCUGUGAGAAGGUGACAUUGGGUGUUGACGUCCGGACGUUUUACACGGUGACCCCUUUGCUGAUGGGUCAGUGCGCACAAAAGGUAAAGUUUUCUCUUGAUGCUUUGCCACCGAAUCUGCAGCAGGAGUUUUGCUGUGAAGAGAACGCUCGGAACCUGAGGCACAUGCUUACGCGUCCGCUGGGCACCGCUGCAUCUUCUGCUGAACGCGUCAUAAAUGUCUUGCCUUCGUGGGUGCAUGUGGUAGCAUGGCAGUGCAAUGCGUGCGGGUGCCACUGGUCUGCUCGUCCAGUGGAUCGAACGGACCCGCAGGUAUCGUCCUUUUAUGCCUGCCCACAAUGCGUCUCUGGCGCAAGCUUAGAACGGACGUCGUCGUCGCAUUUGCCGCGACCUUGUGUACGGCGGCUUGCUGAGGUGCAUCCGCUUCUUGCGGCGCAAUGGGAUGAAUGCCGCAACGCCGUCAUUCACAACCGCGUUUUUUUUGAGUCUGUGGCUGAUGUGCCGCUACCGUGCAGCACUGUGGUGUGGUGGGCGUGCCCGCAUUGCCAGAGGUCAUGGAAAGAGUCUGUUGAUUCUCGUGUGCACCGGUACGAGCAACAGAAGAAUAAUAAAGAUGGGGAUGACGAACGUGGCACGCUUCCGUUGUGCCCUCUAUGCGAGAGGUGUGGUGUUUGCAGUUCUGUUCCUUCUGCCUCAACUUUGUCCCCAUCCUCAUCUGCGUUACCACAGCAGUGUGAAGAAGGAAAGAGUGCGGUGGGGACAAAGCGUUUCUUAAAGGACGAUGCGGUGCUACUUGCAGAAGCGCUGUUGCAGUCGCACGAUGACCCCGCGGCACUCGCACUACACAGCAACAAACCUCUCCGGUGGAGGUGCCGCUGGUGUACACAUGAGUUCACAGCCUCAAUGGCGGAUCGUUUUCUCCGCUACUACCGCUGCCCACAGUGCACGGGUGCUGUGGCCACCCCACUCAAUCUUCUUUGUAUUCAGCGCCCAGACGUACUCCGAGAGGUGGCGCGAAAUGUGUCUAGGUCAAAGUUAUUGAAGAUGACUAUUCAUGACAACACCGUGGUGACAUUUGUGUGCCGCACAUGUAUGUCGCCUUAUUGCAUGUCUGUGCGACUGCGUUGCAUGCUGCAGCGUGGGGCCACAGCUUGCCCAAAAUGUCUUUGGAACCGUUCGCAGUUUGCGAAGGAGGUGGCUGUGGCCAAUGUGCAGCGCGGCGCAUCCACGGCGACUCCGCGUUUGUCAAUGAAGAACCUUCGUUUGAAGCGACGUUGUCGGGACACCUUUGACACAGUGUUGAAUGAGCUCCGUCAACGUGAUCCCGACCUGAUGAACUAA
This is a messenger RNA of Trypanosoma rangeli, 1401 nucleotides long. RefSeq lists its product as uncharacterized. The record is from RefSeq and is a predicted model, not a curated record. NCBI's taxonomy places the organism in Eukaryota, Euglenozoa, Kinetoplastea, Trypanosomatida, Trypanosomatidae. The coding region runs from base 1 to 1401 and encodes 466 amino acids. The transcript has a single exon.